AUGAGAGUCCACACACUAACAGCAAUUAUUGCACUUGCUGCCACUGUGAUGGCUCAAGGCCCUACUGCAAGCCCCACACCAACACCGUCAGUAUCUUCUGAAGCGACAAUGCCUGCACCGUCGGCAUCGACUUCAGAGGCACCAUCUGCCCCUACACCAUCGGCAUCGACUUCGGAGGUACCGACUGUCCAUACACCAACGGCAUCGACUUCGGAGGUACCGACUGCCCCUACACCAACGGCAUCGACUUUGGAGUCAACAACUGCCCCCAACGUUUCAGAAGGACCUGCCGCAACACCAACUGCUUCUCCUACCCCAUCAGCGAGCGAGUCAACAGAACCCGUAGUAACAAUCACACCAUCUGCAACGGCCACACCAUCUGCAUCUCCAAGUACGUCCAUGGAUGCUGCUGUAACACAAUCUGCGACUGCCACACCAUCUGCCUCACCUAGCACGUCUACGAAUGCUGCUGUCACAUCCACCCCAACUGUCCCCGAUAGUGACUAUAUCACGUGUGCGAUUAAGGAUGUCGAAAGUCCUCUAGGCUGUGAUGAGGUUCAGGACGACAAGUCGUGCUGUCGAUACAGUUGGAGCUGUGGAAAUCUAAACAAGUGCACCCCCUCGUUCUGUUGCAAAGAGACCAUCCCCACACCAACUCCUCAUCCUUCACCAUCCAGCACCCCCAGUUACGAGCCAGUCGAUAAUUACAUCAACUGUGCUGUGAAGAAGUCAGAGGGUGGCUUUAAAUGCAACGGAGAUGAGGUGGUAGACAAAAAGAAGGAGUGCUGUCGUUGGUCUGAUGAAUGUGGCAACUUGAAGAAGUGUACCGAGGAUUACUGUUGCACUGACGAUACUUAUCACCCUAAGCCAUCACCUUCUGCCAAACCUCAAGACUACAGUAUCAAGUGCAAGGAGAAGCAUGGUAUCUAUUGCUCUGUAGGCUCUGAGUUAGAUGAGGACAAGAAGUGCUGUGAGUAUCCCGGCGCAUGUGGAGAUCUUAAAAGUUGUAAAUCAGAUUACUGCUGUACCGAAUCUGGCCCACUACCACCACCAGAUACCGUUGGAGCCUGUGAUUGUGAUGGAGCAGUAGUCGACAAGGUUUGUUACUCAACGCUCGAGAAAGCUAUUAAAGCUGCAUCGAAUGGUGACAUCGUCUACGUUGGUGGUGAUAUCGAGGUAGACGCGCCUAUUCAAUUUACACAAAGUCUGUCCUUCAGCGGUGUGCUUUGUGAUGACGAGCGGGCUCAGAUUAUCGCUACUUUCGAUGAGGUCGAUAGAGCUAUCUUCGAGGCUGUGAAUGAGGAUGAACAGGAAGUGAACUUCCUGCACCUGGCUAUCACCAGCGAGGAUGACAACUCGGCUGCUGCGUUCCACUCUCUUGGCAGUGUCACUGACGCCCCUAACCAGGGAGUGACCAUGAACUUGACGAAU
Molecule: messenger RNA, 1431 nt
Organism: Sphaeroforma arctica JP610
Lineage: Eukaryota; Ichthyosporea; Ichthyophonida
Exons: 1
Source: RefSeq, a predicted model, not a curated record